Molecule: messenger RNA, 6117 nt
Organism: Drechmeria coniospora
Lineage: Eukaryota; Fungi; Ascomycota; Sordariomycetes; Hypocreales; Ophiocordycipitaceae
Product: DNA-directed RNA polymerase I subunit RPA1
Exons: 9
Coding region: 1-6117 (2038 amino acids)
Biological process (GO): DNA-templated transcription; protein phosphorylation
Cellular component (GO): RNA polymerase I complex
Molecular function (GO): protein kinase activity; DNA binding; DNA-directed RNA polymerase activity
Source: RefSeq, a predicted model, not a curated record
AUGAAUAUCGCCCAGCCCAUAUCCUCCGAGGUCGAUGCCGUCGAGUUCACAUUCCUGUCCCCGGACGAGAUACAAGCCAUCUCCGUCAAGCGCAUCGAGAAUGACAACACCUUCGACAGCCUUCUCAACCCCGUCCACGGCGGUCUCUACGACCCUGCCCUCGGAUCAUGGGGCGACCAACCGUGCGCCACCUGCAACCUGAACCAAGCGAGCUGCCCGGGACACCCAGGUCACAUCCAACUCCCCGCACCAGUCUACCACCCCAUCUUCAUGGACCAGGCGUACCACUUGCUCCGAGCGACCUGCGUCUACUGCAGGGGUUUUCGACUACCCGCCAAGGACCUCCACAAGUUCAUGUGCCAGCUCCGUCUGCUCCAGCACGGCCUCAUCCGCGAAGCGUACAUCGUCGAUGCCGUUGGCGACAAGGACUGCGAUGGUUUGGGGGAGAACCUCGGCUCCGACGAGAGCGAGGCGGACGAAGAAAACAGCUCGAUCGACAGCGCCAUCAGAAAAAGGGACAAGUACGUCCUGCACUGCCUUCGGACCGUCAAAAUCCGACGGAGUGAGGCCGGGAGGCGGAAGCACGAGGGCAUGGCCCAAGCGCGGCGAGACAUCAUCAAGGCCUUUCUCGCCGAAAUCACCAAGAGAAGGCACUGCGCGACCUGCUCGGGAAUCUCGCCGGCGUACCGAAAAGAUCGCUACGUCAAGAUUUUCGAAAAGUCGCUCUCGGCCAAGGAGCUGACGGCCAUGGCCCAGAGGCAUCUGGUGCGGAAGGAUGCCAUGACGCGCCAGUUUGACGAGAAAUCAAAGUCAAAACUCGACACCGAAUCCUCCGAAUCCGAAGCAGUCGUCCAGCCGACGACGGACGAAGAGGAAGAACGGCCCGUCGACGUUGCCGCGGCCCAGAGAUACAUCAGCCCGAUGGAGGUGCGCGCUCGAUUGAUCGAGCUGUUUAAGAAGGAGCAGGAUGUUGUCGCCCUCCUGUACGACUCGAAACCGCGUACCAGAGGCUCUCCGGACGUCACGCCGGACAUGUUCUUCAUCACCACCAUUCUCGUCCCGCCCAGCCGCUACCGACCGGAAGCCCGCCUCGGAGAUGCGCAGGUGACCGAGGCGGAGCAGAAUUCGCUCUACAAGAUGAUCCUGCGAGGCUGCACCAAGAUUGCCCACGUGCAUACCGUCCUGAGAAGCAACGAGCGUGCCGACAUUACCCAGCUGCAUCAGGCUUGGACCGAGCUUCAAGAGAGCGUCAAUGCGCUGAUUGAUGCGAAUAAGAAUCCCGUCCAGGGUGCGGCUGCUAAGCGCAACGAAGAGGGCAUCAAGCAGAAGCUGGAGAAGAAGGAGGGCCUGUUCCGAAAGAACUUGAUGGGCAAGCGUGUCAACUACGCCGCCAGAAGCGUCAUCUCGCCCGAUCCGAACAUCGAGACGAACGAGAUUGGCGUCCCCCCCGUCUUCGCCCAGAAGCUCACGUUCCCCGAACCCGUCACCAGUCACAACUUCCGAGACAUGCAGCACGCCGUCAUCAACGGUGCCUACAAGUGGCCGGGCGCCGUCGCCAUCGAGAACGAGAACGGCCAGGUGCAGAUGCUGAGGAACAAGUCGGUCGACGAGCGCAUCUCCCUCGCGAAUCAGCUGCUCGCCCCGACGGACGCCAACGCGCCCAAGAUACGGAACAAGAAAGUAUAUCGGCACAUGACCAACGGCGACGUCGUGUUGAUGAACCGUCAGCCGACACUGCACAAGCCGUCCAUGAUGGGACAUCGAGUUCGCGUCCUGCCGGGCGAGAAGACGAUCCGCAUGCACUACGCCAACUGCAACACCUACAAUGCCGACUUUGACGGAGACGAGAUGAACAUGCACUUUCCCCAAAACGAGGUUGCCCGCGCGGAAGCCCUCCAGAUUGCGGACACGGACCAUCAGUACUUGUCGGGCACGCAGGGCAAGCCGCUACGAGGUCUGAUCCAGGAUCACAUCUCCGUCUCCAUCGCCCUGUGCAGUCGGGAUUGCUUCUUCAGCCGCGGCGACUAUCACGCCCUCGUCUACAGCGCCAUCCGACCGGAAAGCGGCCACGUGUACGGCGACAGGAUCCAGCUCGUCCCGCCCGCCAUUCUCAAGCCGGUGCCGAGGUGGACAGGAAAACAGGUCGUCACGACGAUACUCAAAAACACGCAACCGCCCAACUGCGGCCCGCUGACGCUGCACGGAGAAUCUCAGAUCAAGGCCGAGCAGUGGGGCUCCAAGAAAUCCGAAGAGGGAACGGUGCUGAUCCAGGACGGCGAGUUCGUCACCGGCAUCCUCGACAAGUCCCAGAUCGGCCAGAGCGCCGGCGGCUUGAUCCAUGCCAUCCACGAAGUCCACGGGCCGUCGGCCGCCGGCAAGCUGCUCACCGCCAUGGGCCGGCUUCUGACCCGCUAUCUCGGCAUGCGCGCCUUCUCCUGCGGCAUGGACGACUUGCGUCUCACCGCCGAGGGCGAGACGUCCCGGCAGCGAGAGCUGCAGGUUGUCAGGACCGUCGGCCGCGAGAUCGCCUCGAGCUACGUCUCCCUCAAGGACGUGCCCGACGCUCGAGAUCCCGUCCUCCUCGAACGUCUGGAGGAGGUUCUCCGCGACGACAAGAAGCAGGAAGGCCUGGACCUUCUCAUGAACCAGGGGACCAAGGACAUCACCGACGCCAUCCAACGGGCCUGCAUCCCCAACGGCCUCGAGAAGCCGUUCCCGCGAAACCAGAUGCAGGCCAUGACGACGUCGGGUGCCAAGGGUUCCAAGGUCAACGCGUCCCUCAUCUCCUGCAACCUGGGUCAGCAGGUGCUCGAGAGCAGGCGAGUGCCCAUCAUGGUCAGCGGCAAGACGCUCCCCUGCUUUCAGCCGUUCGAGACCAACAUCACGGCCAACGGAUACAUCGGCAGCCGAUUCCUGACGGGCAUACGUCCGCAGGAGUACUACUUCCACCACAUGGCCGGACGAGAAGGUCUCAUCGACACGGCCGUGAAGACGUCGCGGUCCGGCUACCUUCAGCGAUGCGUCAUCAAAGGCCUCGAGGGCGUCUCGGUGGCUUACGACACCACCGUUCGCGAUGCCGACGGCUCCAUCAUCCAGUUUUUGUAUGGCGAAGACGGCUUGGACGUCACUAAGCAAUCGUACCUCAAGGACUUUGGCUUCAUCCUGCGAAACCUCGUGUCCGAGGCGGCCCAGCUCCGAUACGACUCCGAGGUGGUUCAGCGUCUGGGCGCGACGAGCAACCGAGCGGCGUUUACCAAGUACAUGAAGAGCGCCGUGAAGCACGCCCAGCCCGGCGAUCCGAAGGCGAGGGAUCCGCUGACGAGCGCCUUCAACCCGACGACGAACGCCUUCGUCCUGUCCGAAUCCUUCUUCACGGCCAUGUCGACCUACCUGAAGGAGAACUCGGACGGCAUGAUUCGGGAGAAGGGUGACAAGGAGCCGGCCGGCGCGCACCAAGCGCUGAACCGAAAGAACGCCGAGCUUCUCUUCGCCAUGAAGUAUCUGCAAUCGCUGAUAGAGCCCGGCGAGGCCGUCGGCGUCGUCGCCGGCCAGUCCGUGGGCGAGCCGUCGACGCAGAUGACGCUCAACACGUUCCACUUGGCGGGGCACGCGGCCAAGAACGUGACGGCGGGUAUCCCUCGGCUGCGAGAGAUUCUCAUGACGGCCUCGAAGGACAUUGCGACGCCGGCCAUGUCCCUCUACCCGCACGCCAGCCUCGCGGCCGAGGAGGUGGAGACGUUUGCCAAGUCGAUCAGCGCGCUGCCAAUGUCGUUCAUCCUGGAAAGCGUCGUCGUCGAGGAAAAGGUCGGCCGCGGCAAGAUCUUCGGCAUGGCCAAGAUCUACGUCAUCAAGCUCAAGUUUUUCCCUGCCAAGGAAUACCUGGAAAUGUACCACGCCAGCGUCGGCGAGGUGCUGGAUGCCGUGGAGAGGAAGUUGGUGCGGCACAUCGUCACGCUGUCCAAGGCCGAGCUCAAGAAGCGAGCGCUGCAGGCGACGGCCGCCUCCCCGGACAUUGGGGCCAAGGUUGGCGUCGUCGAGAUGGUUGCUCCCGCGGCGGCGACGGCCGAGGCGGGUGCCGAGGACGACGACUCGGGCGACGAAGACCACACGAGCGCCAAGCAACGAGCCAACCGGCACGAGGCCGUGUCGUACGGACCGAACGACGAGGCGGACAACGAGAUCCAGCGCGAGAUGGACGACGCCGACGUGGCCGACGAGACGGAGGCGGAGGGCGCCGACGAUGCGGCGGAGAAGAACGAGGCGAUGGACGUCGACACGGACGACGAGGCCUCGGAAGGGGAGAAGGCGUCGUCGGCCAAUGCCCGUGCUCGGCGCGUCAUGGAUGCCUUUGACGAAGUCACGGCGUUUGAGUGCAGCGAAAGCAGCGGCGACGGGUGCCAGCUGACGCUCGAGUACGACCAGGCGGUGCCGAAGCUGCUCAUGCUCAACGUCGUCCAGGCGGCCGUCAAGAAGACGAUGGUCCGGGAGAUUCGCGGCAUCGGCGCCUGCCGCGUCGUGCAGGAGCGGACGGGGAAGAAGGAGCUCGUGAUCCACGCGACCGGUGCCAACAUCCAGGCGGUCCAGCGGUUCAACGACCACAUCGACCCGGACCGCAUCCAGACGAACGACGUGGCCGCCGUCCUGUCCAUGUACGGCGUCGAGGCGUGCCGAAGCAACAUCGUCCGAGAGCUCGGCGACGUUUUCGGGUCGCACGGCAUCAAGGUCGACAACCGACACCUGAACCUCAUCGCCGACUACAUGACGAGGAACGGCGGCUUCACGGCCUUUAACCGCAUGGGCCUGCAGGGCAACGCCAGCCCCUUUACCAAGAUGAGCUUCGAGACGACGCUCGCCUUCCUCAAGGACGCCGUCCUCGACGGUGGCUGGGACGACCUCGCGACGCCGAGCGGCCGUCUCGUCAUGGGCCGGCUCGGCAAGCUUGGCACGGGCAGCUUUGAUGUUUUGACGCACCUGCCGACGUACCACGCCGAUGGCAACAAUCCGUACCAACCGAACAGGCCAUAUGUCAACAGAAUACGGAGCAGCUUGCAUCUUAUCGAUGCAUCGGCGAAGAUUGAGGAAGAACGGCUUCCUUUCUUCAAGAGCGAUGAAUACUAUCCCGUGAAGAUUGGCGAUGUCAUCGGCGGCCACUACCAGAUCGUGGCGAAGCUCGGUUACGGCACUACCUCGACCGUCUGGCUCUCGCGUAAUCUCAGUGAUCAGAAAUACUGGGUUAUGAAGGUUCACAUCAACACGCUGCAGUACAGUCACGAAUCCGUCGUCUAUGAUCAUCUAGCCAAGCACACCGAGGAUCACCCUGGCAGGAAACAUGUUCGAGAAUUUCACGAGUCCUUCCAGAUCAAGGGACCAAAUGGCAAUCACGAAGUUUUCGUCAUGGCACCUCUGGGUAUGAGUCUCAAAAGCUUGCAGGAGCUUCAGAGAAACGGCGUCUUCCAAGAGCUGCUCGUCAUCGGUGCUCUGGCCCAAGUCGUCCUUGCCUUGGAUUUUCUCCACGAAGCGGGCAUCACCCAUACAGAUGUUCACCCCGACAAUUUGCUCAUUGGCAUCGUCGACGAGUCAAUAUAUUCCAAAAUGGAAGAACUCGAAAUCCAGAAGCCGUCGCCCCGCAAAGUGGCUCGAGUGGGCAGCGAGCAGCGCGGGAACGCAAUGCCGCUCCCUUACCGGGCACCCGAGGUCAUCCUCAACAUGCCCUGGAGAUACAGCGUAGAUGCCUGGGGUGCCGGUCUGCUGGUCUGGGAUCUUCUCCGCGGCGAGAGCCUAUUCAAGGUGUACGACCAUGAGUCCCAGGAGCUGAACGAUGCACACCACCUUGCAGCCAUCACAGCACUCAUCGGUCCACCGCCCCAGGAACUGCUGCAAAGCAGUGAAGAGGCAGGCAAAUACUGGCAAGAAGAUGGUGAAUGGAAGGGCCCUGUCCCUCUGCCGCCCAAGAGAGAUAUUGAAUCGCUCGUCAGCGACAUGGUAGGAGUGGACAAGGAAAACUUGACCAGCUUUCUGGAGUGCUUCAUCGCAUGGCUUCCCAGCGAUCGACUGACCUGCCUGCAAGCUUAUUUUCACCCCUGGCUCAAGAACAAAAGGAAUUCGAUGGCGAAAUGA